Engraulis encrasicolus (European anchovy) is the source of this 2611-nucleotide messenger RNA. Its product is annotated as trans-L-3-hydroxyproline dehydratase. Gene Ontology annotation, molecular function: hydro-lyase activity. The record is from RefSeq and is a predicted model, not a curated record. The transcript has 6 exons. Lineage: Eukaryota; Metazoa; Chordata; Actinopteri; Clupeiformes; Engraulidae. Bases 101 to 1138 code for a protein of 345 amino acids.
GCGGAAGGAGCGCUCCCUGUUGGCCAGAAGCGUUUCACCAAACUUCCGUCAUGUCAUGUAAACUCUGAGCUCUGCGGGGUUGAAAGAAAGACAGAGGAAAAUGGACAUGCCACGUCUUCCACCUCACGAUGGCUCGGUUUUGUCUGUCGUGGACAUGCACACGGGAGGCGAGCCUCUGCGUAUCAUCACCAGUGGUUACCCAGAGAUAGUUGGCGACACGGUGCUAUCCAAGCGACGCUUCGUGCGUCAGAACCUGGACCAUCUUAGAAAAGUGCUGAUGUUCGAGCCCCGGGGUCAUUAUGAUAUGUAUGGUGCCCUGUUGGUCCAAAGCGAGCUACCCGAAGCGGACCUGGGAGUCCUUUUCAUGCACAAUGAAGGGUACAGUACAAUGUGUGGACACGCAGUCAUUGCGCUUGGCCGUUACGCAGUAGAUUAUGGUCUUGUGAAAAGCCCCUGCUCUCCGGAAACACAGGUGAACAUCCACUGUCCUUGCGGAUUGGUGAAGGCCUUCGUAGAGUACUCUGAUGGGAAGACGGGAGCUGUGAGGUUUCACAGCGUCCCCGCUUUCGCUUUUGCCACAGAUGUGAAAGUCACUGUGCCUGGACACGGUGAGGUUGUAGUUGACAUCAGCUAUGGAGGGGCCUUCUAUGCUUUUGUCAGCGCUGAAAGAUUCGGGCUUGACGUCAACACCUCUAGGACAAGAGACCUGGUCGAUGCAGCUACAGCAGUGACCAAUGCUGUCAAAUCUCAGGUGGAGCUGCAACAUCCAGAGCAUAAAGAUUUGUCCUUCCUUUAUGGGACCAUCCUCACUGAUGGCAAAGACAGCUUCUCAGAAGAGCCCACCGCAAAUGUCUGUGUGUUCGCUGAUGCACAGGUUGACCGCAGUCCAACAGGGUCCGGAGUGACCGCUCGCAUCGCUCUCCAGCACCACAAGGGCCUGAUCCAGCUCGACCAGACCAGAACCUUCAAGAGUGGAGCCACAGGCUCAUUAUUCACUGGCAAAGCUGUCCAGGAAACCAGGUGUGGAGAGUUCCGCGCGGUGGUGGUGGAGGUCGGGGGUCGUGCCCACUACUCGGGAGUGGCCAGCUUCGUACAGGAGACAGGCGACAACCUCAGCCAAGGAUUCCUCCUCAGAUAGAGGCCACAACUGCUGUGUCUGUGACUUUCAUUUUGCUGGAUGAUUGGGGAAGGCUCUUCAGUAUUUAUGAGAUAAGAGGUCCGUGGUUGUUUUAGUGAGUAAAACUUUAGCUCCUAAGGCUAGACCAGUGGUUUUCAAUCUUUUUUUGAGCCAAGGUAUACCAUUUCCCAAGGACAAAAUGCCAAGGCACACCAUCAAUUAUAAAUAAUAACUGAAAAACAAACCCCAUUGACUAUAUUAACAAUGUACAGUAUCAUUCUAUAAUUUUCCAUGGCACACCAGAUCAUCUCUCACUGUUCCUCUGCACAGUGCUUGAAAAACGCGGGGCUAGAAGACCUAGCCAUGUUAAAGGGACACUGUGAGAUUUUUAGUUGUUCAUUUCCAGAAUUCAUGCUGCCCAUUCACUAAUGUUACCUUUUUCAUGAAUACUUACCACCAGCAUCAUAUUCUAAGUAUUCAUUAUGACUGGAAAAAUUGUACUUUUCAUACAUGAAAAGGGGGAUCUUCUCCAUGGUCCGCCAUUUUGGAUUUCCAAAAAUAGCCAUUUUUAGCUGCAAAAAUGACUGUACUUGGACCAUACUAGAAAAUAUGUGUUUAUUACUUAGCAACCUUUCAUGUAAAGAUCAAAUUUGGCAAUAGGCAGCCCAGUUUUAAUGAGCAGCGUAGUUGCAGUACCUUUUUUGACCAUUUCCUGAACAGUGUACCUUUAAUAAUGACGAUUUUCUCAAAGUGAAAUCCACCAUCUACGGAGAUUGUGUUGAGGUGAUCUCACGCCAAACCACGGAGAAGGUCCUUUGUGAAUAGUGAAGAGCCCACACUAACCAUCCAGCAAAAAUAUCACCACCUGCCUGCCCUUGACCUUCUCUGUCCCAAUGCCAAUGAAUUGGACUUUGGGGGUACAUGAAGUACAUGCCAUACUAAUUACUGGUGGGGAAACUGAUUGUUUAAGAAGCUAAAUAUGGGAACAUCACAGAAACAUUCAUCAAUAACUUGUUGUGAAUCAGACACUUGUCGAAGUUGUUUAAAAUAUUCACUUCACAAGACCAAGUUGGCAAUAUAGUCCAAAUGUAAAGCCUACACUAAAAAAAUCUUGGAUCAGUUAACAACUUCAUUCUAGACAUUUAAUAGUAACGUACAUGUUGACGCCAUCUGUUUUUUUUCUGGUUCAUCUUUGUCACCUUUGUUGGUCAUUGUUUUUUUUGUAAUGCGUUACUGUACUGUACUCUUACUGUGCUGUACUAUUAUAGGCCAAGUGUGAAGGGCAGACAUUUGUCAAAGAGAAGUAAUCCAAGUAAAGGAAGUAGUGGAGAGAUCCCUUUAUAAAUGCCAUGGUUAAGCUACUCUAUUGUAAACUGACAAAAUCAAGAAUUUAUCCAGAACUCAGUUUUCUUAGUCAUAUAUGCUUGUCUGUUUGUUUGUAUUAUCUUCAAAGUUAUAAACUUAAACUGACAUAAUAAAGAGCUGAAUGCUGAA